ACUCGAAUGCCCGCAUCGUUUGUAGUGUGGAUUGUCUGUGAAUCCCACGCUGUAGACCAGGGACUUCAAAAUGGAUUUUCAGCAUCGAGCGGGAGGGAAGACCGGAGGCGGUGGUCAGGCCUCUUGGUCGGAGAGCAACAGAGACCGUCGUGAACGUCUCCGCCAGCUUGCCUUAGAGACGAUUGACCUCAACAAAGAUCCUUAUUUUAUGAAAAACCACCUUGGGUCAUAUGAGUGCAAAUUGUGUCUGACUCUCCAUAACAAUGAGGGAAGUUACUUGGCUCACACACAGGGAAAGAAGCAUCAGACCAACCUGGCCAGACGUGCAGCAAAGGAAGCUAAAGAAGCCCCUGCUCAGCCAGCCCCAGAGAAGCCUAGGGUGGAAAUGAAAAAGUUUGUCAAGAUCGGUCGGCCAGGUUAUCGUGUCACGAAACAGAGAGACCCAGAAACAGGACAGCAAAGUCUGCUCUUCCAGAUUGACUAUCCAGAAAUAGCAGAUAAUGUGGCUCCACGUCACCGCUUCAUGUCUGCUUACGAGCAGAAAGUGGAGCCUCCAGAUCGCAAAUGGCAGUACCUCCUUUUUGCAGCUGAGCCUUAUGAAACUAUAGCCUUCAAAGUACCCAGCAGAGAGGUUGAUAAAUCAUGGACAACCUGGAAUAAAGAGACAAAACAAUUUUUCUUGCAGUUUGCCUUCAAGAUUGAUCCAAAGGCCAAGAUGGUUCCUCCUGCUCCACCACCCAUUGCUGGCCCGCCUGGUCCACCAGGACCUCCCGGCCCACCAGGACCACCUGGACCUCCAGGUAUGCCCCCUCCACCAGGGCUGCCUCCACGGCCAGCCAUGAUGCCCCCGGGCCCACCUCCUCCGGGCAUGCCUCCUCCCCCGGGCCCACCAGGAAUGCCUCCCCCACCCCCAAUGAGGCCUCCAAUGAGACCCAUGAUGCCCCCUCCCCCAGGCCCUCCUGGGCCUCAUGGUCCUCAUGGAAUGCGGCCACCUCCUCCUGGCAUGGGUCCUCCACCUGGCAUGCGAGGCCCUCCUCCUCCACCUGGGGGCAACCUCCCUCCACCUCCACCACCAUUCAAUCCUGUACCCCCUCCUCCUCCAUCAGGUGGAGUGCCUCCUCCACCACCACCCAAAAAUUAAUAGGAGUAUGGAGUUUGAACUUAUAUCAUUUAUAUUAUCAUUACAUUAAUAAGUUGAAUAUAGUUUUGAAAAUCACUUUUGAGCAAAACAAUUUAUGUUUGAAAAGACUGUGUACAUUUGAAUUUUGUUCUCUUUUCUUUUUUUAUAUUAUAGUAAGUAUUUGUAUUACUAUGAUUACUGUAUGUACAACUAUUUUAAAGUCUAUGUGCAGAAUUAUAAAACAGACUGA
This is a messenger RNA of Penaeus vannamei (Pacific white shrimp), 1370 nucleotides long. It is a transcript of the gene Sf3a2, whose product is annotated as splicing factor 3a subunit 2. NCBI's taxonomy places the organism in Eukaryota, Metazoa, Arthropoda, Malacostraca, Decapoda, Penaeidae. Gene Ontology annotation, biological process: spliceosomal complex assembly. Gene Ontology annotation, molecular function: nucleic acid binding; zinc ion binding. Gene Ontology annotation, cellular component: U2-type prespliceosome; U2 snRNP; nucleus. The record is from RefSeq and is a predicted model, not a curated record.